This is a messenger RNA of Cylas formicarius (sweet potato weevil), 1236 nucleotides long. RefSeq lists its product as uncharacterized. The coding region runs from base 98 to 1123 and encodes 341 amino acids. The transcript has 6 exons. NCBI's taxonomy places the organism in Eukaryota, Metazoa, Arthropoda, Insecta, Coleoptera, Brentidae. The record is from RefSeq and is a predicted model, not a curated record.
CCGAGAAAGCAGGCGCUUGUUUGACAAAUGUUUUCGUUCGAGCGCAAACGUCAUUUUCGGUCCUCGUAGUAUUUUUUCAGCACGCAAAUCGUUUAAAAUGAACCAACAAUCCGAUAAAGUGUGUCGUCGCAAGGAUAGUGUAACGAAUAGUAAAGUGAACGCGGUCUUUAGACAGCGAAGCCGAAGUGUGCUGGCCAGCGCCCACCCCGGUGGCGAUGUACAACCACGUGAUGUCGGCAAGGGCGAGGGGGCUUCCAAUUUGCAACUGUACGUGCCUAAACCGAUCAUAGUGAAGAACUAUUUGGUAGAGGACUUCAACGAUUACUACGGGGAAGGCGUGAAUUACCAAAGCACCGGUACGGUGAUCUCGCCGCACGGCGUGAUCACUUUGCGUCUGCGCGAUCGCAUCAGGGUCGACAUCUCGCCGGAGAAGGCGGUGCGGGUGGCGAACUCGAAGAACGGCAUCGUGUUGGCCUUGAGCGCGAGCGGGUCGUCGUCGGGCCUCAUUCACCCCAACGGCAGGGUGUACCAGUACGGGUCACGGGUCGAGAUCAUGGCCAACGACAACCACGGCAACCACAAGUUCGCGAAGAUGUGGUACAAAGGGGUGAGCUUCAGCAGUAUGCAGUGCGCCCUGGUGUACCUGGUGGACGCGGCCGGCACCAGAACCACCACCGACCUGUUUAACGACCUCUCCCAGCACGAUUUUACCCUCAACGUGUUCAACGAGGAAUCGCUGUACUUGAAAGAAAAUCCGUCGCCGACGACCAGUAGCAGGCUGGUAAACGAGGCGGUGCGCGUGUUACAGUCGACCAACUAUUGGUACACGGACGACGGUACCCAGAAUUGGAUCAUAAACAACGUCCGCAUAUCGCAGACCGUCGACGGACUUGUUCGCGUCGGUCGCAACAGCAACAAGUUCUCGCUGCGUACGUCGCCCACAAACGGAUCUGCGUCGAUCUCGUCGCCGUACAUGCACUGCACCGGCUCGUUGGGCGAAACGAAGCACCUGUUCGUGCGUCGCGGCGAGAGAAGGAUGCACUACGACGGUUCUACGUUUAUAGUGAGGAACGCGGGCCAUUCGGCCGGUUUCGACGAGAAGCACCAGCUGAAGGUGUACUGAAGAGGUCGCGCCCCCUCCACGCACUUUGCCGAAGCCCUUUUACGUGUAGCUUUUUCGUAUUUGUGACGGACAGGUGCUUAAAUCUUUGUUUCGUGUCAAUAUAAGUUGUUUUU